UUUGGAAGGUGUUAUUCGAGAGAUGGACUCUCAUGCUAAAAAGUAGAAUAGUAGUAACUGCUUUUUCUUCUUUUCAUUUCAUUAUUAUUGUCCUUGUAUUAUUUUUAUCCCAUUCGCUAGUCUCCUCUUCUGCUUCAUUGUUCUUCUUCUUCUUCAAGAAUACACGUCAACUCCAGCUCUUACAUUCAGCUUUUCCUUCAAUUCCCUUCUGUCAGUCAAAUACACUUUCUUCUUUCUCUUCUCCCUCCAAUUCCUUAGCCUUCUUUCCCCUUUUUCUACGUUUUCACUUGUUGACAUUUGAGCAUUUCGGUUCCCUCUGGUUCUUCAACGGUGAAUUGACAAUUUUGCUGAAUACAGUUGACAAUUGUUGGUGUAAAAUACUGUUGAUCAACAUCUCGAGGAUUUUGAUGAAACUUUUUUCUAGUGCAUUCUGGGGUGUGGACUAGGUUUAAGGAUUUCAUUUCGCUGGAUGGUAUAUACUUCAGUAAAUUCUUAGUUUCACGGGGUAACAUGGAGCUACCUCUAUAAGGUUAUGGGAAGCUUGUUGGACCUCAUUGAUUUUGAUCAAGGAGCGAUGGCAAGAAAAUUUCUUUCAAACAAAAGACAUGGCGGCUUGGAUGCUCCUAGAAAUAGCAUGGAAUUUCCAGUUGAAACUUAUCAGAGGUUUGGUGCUGGAGGGGAAAACGCUCAGUGCACUUAUCACAUGAUUGACUGGCCGGAGAAGAACUGUUAUGGGAACGAGGCUCCAAUGAAGAAACUGAUCAGAGAAGAAAUAGCUAGAAGACCAAACACAGGACAUAGUGCACCUAGUGUGGUGGCCCGUCUAAUGGGAGUGGAUGCUUUACCAUUAGAUACAAGAAGAUCAUUGACAAAGCAGGUUGAGAAAAAGAAUGAUAAGAAAAAUGCCAACCAUCCCAAAGAGGAAUGGUUGAGAAAGGUCUCCAUCGAUCAUGCAACACAGUCCUCCAGACAGAAAAUUUCGAACUCCUCUAACCAUGACGAAGCAUGUGAUUUUGACCGACAGAGUGAUAGCCAAAAACUGAACAAAUAUAAACCUCGAGAACAUCCUCAGGAGGAGGAACUACAAAAGUUUAAGAAAGAUUUUGAAGCAUGGCAAGCAGCAAGGUUCAAGGAAUGUUCAAAGUUUGUUGAACUUGGCACCAGUCCAAGUCAAUGGCUAGCACAACAAAGCCUGAACAAGGAAAAGUUGACUAUUUAUGCAAAUUCAAUGAGAACCGCAGCUACUGAGAAACCUAUAGAGCUUAGAGGGCAUACAGUAACAGUGAAUCCCCCUGAAAGAGGCCUUUUGGAGUAUCAGAAAAAUGUAAAUGAACUCCAUGCACCUGCACUAAAUAAGGCCAACUGUGUAAGGGAAGUUACUCCGAACCCCGAUUUUCAGCAGCGUCCUCUUACAAGUUCUUACCAGGGACUUGACGUUGCUUCAGCACCUACAAAGAUAGUAAUUCUGAGGCCUGGUCCUGACAGGAUGGGGACUAACAAUGAAUCGUGGGCAAGUUCUCCGGGCAUUUCUGAAGACAGGGGUAGUAUAGAAGAAUUUCUUGAGGAGGUCAAGGAAAGACUGAACUGUGAAUUGCAAGGAAAGAGUUCCAAAAGGAUCACUACUGUCAGAGGAGGAGGAAUUGAGACCCCUUAUAGCGAAAUGUCACCAGAUGCUAAGCAAAUAGCUCAAUCUAUUGCAAAACAUGCAAGGGAGAGUGUUACUAGGGACUUAGAAAUAACAUUACCUCGAUCAGAGUCGACAAGGUCCUAUAGAAGUGAUAUUCAAUUUGAUGGAACGAGUUCUCCUGAAUUCGUCAAUAGAGAUACAAGGAGAUUUUUGACAGAAAGGUUGAGGAAUGUCCUCAAACAAGAAACAUCUCACGGUACUCAUAGGCUUGCUCGUGGAAGCUCCAUAUCAACGGUUCUGAAUAAAGAAAAAUGCAAUGCUGAAGAAAUCAGAUACACUUGUAAUACGGGAGAUAAAGCCACCAACUCUGACAAUCUCAAAGAUGAAUUAGACAUGCACACCAGAUCUUUCAGACGGGAUACGGGCAAUGAUAUAAUGCUUGAGGAGGAACUAUCCCCUAGGAACCUAAUUAGAUCCUUGUCAGCUCCUGUGUCGGGGACAUAUUUGGAAAGCUUCUUCUAGAGGAUCGACAUAUGUUGACAGGGGCC
Messenger RNA from Nicotiana tabacum (common tobacco), 2175 nucleotides. RefSeq lists its product as uncharacterized. Lineage: Eukaryota; Viridiplantae; Streptophyta; Magnoliopsida; Solanales; Solanaceae. The record is from RefSeq and is a predicted model, not a curated record.